UGAGAUAAGAUUCGACCUUUAAUCUAUCGAGUUCUGUCUUAUUCUUAAUCACCAAGCGUUGCCUACCAUGAACCUCAUCUUGACUUUGCGUCGCACACCACAUCCUUCAGUCGUGCCUCGUUCAAAGCACUGACCAGGAUUGAUCCCAGGACAGCACCUUCACCACCUUCGACGGCCUCGACGGCUUUGCCAGCACGCAACAAGCCAUCAUGGCCAAAACAAGACAAGCGAAAUCACCGCAUGGCGUGACCCAGGAACAUGCAACAGCCACGAGUCCUAUUCGCAAUCGACGUGCCCCAACAGGCGGAAGUCCUUUUUCCGAUGGGAAUAGAAAUGCCAAUGAGGAUGAUCACACCCAAGCUCUGCUACCGCAAGAGGUACUUCAGGGAGGGGACCCUGACACACCUUCGAACGAGGCGAAAAGGACGCGAAUCCAGUUGCAAGAGCUGUCCAUCAAAUACCCCGACUACAUGGGACAAAGCAUGGUGUCCUUUUUGGUAUUCCUCAUGGCAGCUACGAUGAGAGCGGAUUGGAUCUUAUUCAUGACUUGCUUUUGGAAGAGUCUGGACGUGGCAGAUCUGGAUGGAGUGUCAAAUCCUUCGUCUCCAUCUUCUUCCAUCUUGAACACUUCUACGAAUUCGGCUUCCCAGCAUCAGAGGAUGGACCUUGUCAGUUCCUCGGAGAGCGGGAAUUCAACUUGGAAUGCGGAGAUCAAGGAAAUGUUAUCCAUGCGCUUAGUUAACCUUGAAUACUUUAUGAUUCCUUCCUUCCUGGUGUCCUACUUAUUCUUCUUUGGAAUUGGAGGCUUCCUUCAUUUCUGGUAUUACGUGAAGCAACGAGAAAAUGCCAAAGAGUGGAAAUGUCAGCCUAAUCAUUGGCUCUCACCCAAGUUGGAGCUUCAUGAGAUCACGGUUGGAUUCUUUUCACUCAAUAUUGGGGCCUUUAUAUCGGCUUGCUUGGCUUGCUGGGUCAUGAAUGAUGGAUACUCGACGCUCUAUUUCAACAUCAGUGACUAUGGAUAUUUAUGGUUUCUACUUCAAUGGCCAGCCAUAUUCAUUAUGCAGGAUUACUUGACUUACUGGAUUCACCGGAUCUACCACAUGCCGUUUUUGUACAAGCAUUUCCAUAAACUUCAUCAUACCUACAAGCACCCAACUGCUUUCUCUGUGACUGCCAUCCAUCCCUUUGAGUUUGUGUCCAUUCAAUGCAUCUACAUCUCGCCGAUAUUCACCUUCCCAGUUCAUUGGGUGCCCUACACGUUCAUCCUUUUGUACACGUACUACCACGGAAUCAUUGACCAUUCAGGGAUCAAUUUCAAACGCCAUUGGUGGCAGCCCUGGCAACCGGAUUGUAUCUUUCACGACAACCACCACCAAUACUUUCACGUCAAUUUUGGAUUCAAUAUCAGAUUUUGGGACAAGUUUCACGGGACCCAUCGGAGGAAAGAUAGAGUCUACACCGAGGACAUUUUUUGGGGCACAGGCAAGGAGAUGGACAAGUUGAGCCCCCAGGAAAUCCAGGCUGAUUUGGCCGAGAGGAACGCCGAAAAUCCGUUGGCUUAUCACGAUAACAAAAUGGCCUUCCGUCUUUCCCAGAGCGAAUUGCAAAACUUCGUCAUGUCUUCCAAUGACAAAAAGUAGACCCAAGUGGAAAAAUGAAGAGAGAAAAAAAUACCGUCCAAAUAAUUGCAAUGAUCAAAAGAAAAAAAAUAAAACGGAAUUAUGUUCGAAAAAUA
Molecule: messenger RNA, 1735 nt
Organism: Tigriopus californicus
Lineage: Eukaryota; Metazoa; Arthropoda; Copepoda; Harpacticoida; Harpacticidae
Exons: 7
Coding region: 210-1640 (476 amino acids)
Biological process (GO): sterol biosynthetic process
Molecular function (GO): iron ion binding; C-4 methylsterol oxidase activity
Source: RefSeq, a predicted model, not a curated record